Messenger RNA from Cadophora gregata, 678 nucleotides. RefSeq lists its product as uncharacterized. Gene Ontology annotation, molecular function: hydrolase activity, hydrolyzing O-glycosyl compounds. The record is from RefSeq and is a predicted model, not a curated record. The coding region runs from base 1 to 678 and encodes 225 amino acids. Gene Ontology annotation, biological process: carbohydrate metabolic process. The transcript is spliced from 2 exons. Lineage: Eukaryota; Fungi; Ascomycota; Leotiomycetes; Helotiales; Ploettnerulaceae.
AUGGAUAUUUGGGAGGCAAAUUCCGUCUCCACAGCAUAUACACCUCAUCCUUGCUCAGUUGUCGGACAGACACGCUGCUCUGGAACAGACUGCGGAAUCGGUGCUAGAUACUCGUCCUUGUGCGAUGCCGAUGGAUGUGAUUUCAACUCCUACCGUAUGGGUGUCCUCGAUUUCUACGGACAGGGUAAGACGCUCGAUACAGCCAAGAAGAUGACCGUUGUCACCCAAUUCAUCACCAACGACAACACCGACACCGGCACCCUGGUUGAGAUUAAGCGCUUCUAUGUCCAGGACGGUGUAACUUACGCCAACACAGAGUCUGCUAUUGAAGGAGUCACCGGUAACUCCAUCACCGACGAAUUCUGUGAGGCUCAGAAGACUGCCUUCGGUGACAACAAUAUCUUCAAGACCAAGGGAGGCUUGGCUGUUAUGGGCGCGGCCUUGAAGAAGGGUGUCGUUUUGGUCAUGUCCAUCUGGGAUGACCAUACCGCAAACAUGCUCUGGUUGGAUGCUCCUUACCCACCUACCAAGGACGAGAGCGAGCCAGGUGUCUCCCGAGGAGAGUGCAGCAGGGAUUCUGGAGAUCCAAAGGUUGUCGAAGCCGAGAGCCCAGACGCAUCCGUCACAUACUCCAACAUCAAGUGGGGUCCUAUUGGUUCCACCUUCAAGGCUCUCUAA